AUGCCAUUCAAUACGGAUACCGAAGCAAUGUCACUGAGUAUGACACGCGGGCGCCAGCGCCAGCGCCCGGGUCCAGCGUGUGACGAGUGCCGGCGCCGCAAGCUGCGCUGCGAUGGGCAGCAACCGCAAUGCGGGGUCUGUCAAGAGACAGAGACAGUAUGUGAAGUCACACCGCGUGGGGCGCGAGGACCAAAGAAGGGACACUUAAAGGCCCUUAAGAGUCGAAUCGAGCAACUGGAGGCUAUGCUAGAGAGCGGUCUCUCAGCCCAGCAGGAACAAGAGGACCUACAAAUUCAAAACAACGCCCAAAGCAGUAGCGAAGGAACAAUCGCGGCAUCGCCUGUCGACGCGAUAGGUCCCGCUACGUUUAAUCCCACAGAACCAUGGCAGCCGACGGCGGCGCCUUCUGUCCCGGAGCCUGCGGCUUUCGGUUUCCUGUCUGACUCCGCUUCCCUUUCCCAUGGAUUGCCAUCCUCGUCGGCCCUGUCAAUCAAAGUAUCCAUACCUCUCACGGAUGUCUUGCGGGCCGAAUUAGACCAGCUCUACUUGGACCGUGUGCACCAGUCAAUCCCCAUCCUCCAUCAGCGACGGUAUCUGUCUUGGUCCAAAUCUACUACCAAAAGCGCAUCGCGUACAUGUUUACAGUAUGCUAUGUGGGCUUUGGCUUCCCUUAUGUCAACUCAGUUCCGUGAUAUGAUUGAGCCACUAUACGAGAAAACAAAGGAGAUGCUGGAGCAUCUCAGCCUGGAAGCUAACGAAAAGAACAACUUGACUACGGAGCUUGCUCAAGCAUGGGUGCUUGUUGUAAUAUUCGAAUCUAUGCGAACAUAUCACCAACAGGCGUGGAUGAGCGUUGGCCGAGCUUUUCGCUUGGUCCAGGCCAUGCGAUAUCAUGAGAUUGACAGCCCUCAUGGUAGAAAAGGAUCCUUUUCCUCUCAGAUGAGCGACUUUACCGAGAUAGAAGAGAGACGGCGGGUUUUCUGGAUGGCCUACUUCCUUGAUCAUGUUAUCAGCAUACGCGAUGACUGGCCCAUCACUUUAAAUGAGCACGUAAGAAACCCGCUCGAUCAUUUUCAGAUCUGCACCCGACUUCCAGCCCCAGAUGCAGAGUUUCAAGCUGGGCAGCAUCAGCUGGGACCCUUCCUGUCAGAAGCUAUGACAGACCCCGAUCUCAAAGUUCGCUCACCAUUCAACGAAUGCCUUAUUUUAGUUACUAUUUGCGGGCGUAGCCUGCUCCAAAAUCAGCGGUACCACAUAUCCAAAGCCUACGGAGGAAUGGCAAUAGACUACAUGGAGCAGCGUCUGUGGUUGGAAAAUCUCCUGACAACAAGACUGCAGGUCUUGUCGCAGUGUUACCCAACCCCUACAGAUGUGUAUGAGCCCCUGUUAUUAUUCGCCAGCGUUCUUGGUCAAGCUACUGUGAUCUACUUCUGCAAAACCAUAGACUCAACGAUAAUUCCAGACGGCGAGCUGCAGGGCAAUAUUGAUCUAUUUGGUCCUCAAAAUCGGGCCCUUGAAGCUUCUACAAACAUCAUCCGUCUCGCCUCGACACUACGCGACUUACCAUUUGCCAAGGUAGGCCUUUUACUCUGA
This is a messenger RNA of Penicillium expansum, 1593 nucleotides long. RefSeq lists its product as uncharacterized. Gene Ontology annotation, biological process: regulation of DNA-templated transcription; DNA-templated transcription. NCBI's taxonomy places the organism in Eukaryota, Fungi, Ascomycota, Eurotiomycetes, Eurotiales, Aspergillaceae. Gene Ontology annotation, molecular function: zinc ion binding; DNA binding; DNA-binding transcription factor activity, RNA polymerase II-specific. The record is from RefSeq and is a predicted model, not a curated record. The coding region runs from base 1 to 1593 and encodes 530 amino acids. Gene Ontology annotation, cellular component: nucleus. The transcript is spliced from 3 exons.